CGCAGAAAAAAAGUUGAAAUUUGUAGACCAGUGUAAUUAUUAAAUAAUUUGAAUUACACACUAGUGACAAUUAUUUCCGUAAAAAUAAAAUCUUAUUACAUACAUAUUUACAGACCAAGACCUUAAAUUUGACACCUCAAAUCGAACAGAUUAUACAAAAUUAAUUUAGCACUCAAAAAAUCAACUCUUCAAUUAAAAUUCUCCAUUGCACAGACAGCAAAUAAGAAAGCGCGCCAAUGCCUAACGGCUUCCAUCGCGCGCAGCUAUUCAUUCCAACAUAACUGCACUAACCCACAUUUAAUUUGUAUCGUCUCAUUGUUAGUGAGCAGUGUAUUGCAAAUGUGCUAAACUAAAAAAAUUUUUAAUUUAAAAUACAUAAAUAGUUUUUCGCUUUUUUUUCCAAAAUGAUGGAAGAUUGUCAAACGCCCACGCUGGCCGAAGUGAUGGAGUUCAAGUACGAGGUCACACCCACCAUGGUUUUCGAUUCGAGUUGCCUACAGGAGGCACACAAUCUAAUUGUGAAUCGCAUCAGCGUUCGUUGCUUUACGCCGACAAUACAAAAUUUCCAAUCGCCUGGCCUGUCACCAAUCACCGAAUGCACGCAGACGCUGGUUGGCGGUGUCGCUGUGGAAGGCACACCGAUAUCCAUGCCGAUGAUGUCCAAUGCUAACAACGAAAUCUUCAAAGCACCCAAGAACCCCAAAGGUACACAUCAAAAAUCGGCGCUGCCGCUGCAACAACAACAACAGCAGCAGCAGCAACAACAACCAUGCCAGAAGAACUUCUCCAGUUCACAUUUUGUAAGCGACUCACCGCCAAUCUUCACUUUAAAUUCUACCACAAUUUCGGAUACAGAUUUCAGCACUGAAAUCGCAAGUCCCGAUAGCGCAGCAAUACUUGGGAGCUAUGGCAACAACAACAAUAACAACAACAGUGGCAGUAACAGCAAUAAUAGCAGCAGUGAUUCGGAUAAAUUGAAUAGCAGCAACAAUGCUACAUUCACGAACAACAACAACAACGGCACUAAUGCUUCAAAAAAUCUUAGCAACACGAAUUUGCUCGAUCGCACCAUGAACGUGUCGACUCUGUUGCGCAGCGUCGGCCUGGAGCAGUACGUGGAGGCGUUUGAGGAGCAAAAUUUGGAUUUGGAGCAGUUCUUGAAUAUACGCACUGAGGACUUUCAGCGCUUGGGCGUGACCAAAGCGAAGCAUCAGCAAAAACUUUUAGAUUUGCUAAGCGAAUUAAAUGGCGCAGAAAUUUAGUUUUCGUUUUGUCUUUGUUUGUUGUUUUUAUUCAAAUGUGUAUUUUUUAAAGAUUAAAUUGAUUUAAACUGAUAUUUUUUUAAGUCCGUUUUUCUUGGUGUUUAUAUUUGCGGAGUUCUUUAUAUAAAAUAUAUUAGAGUGCCCCACAUAUAAAGGUCGGGGGUUUCUAACCGGCAGUAUGAAGUUUAUUAGAUUUCAAGAUUUACAACAGUAGGUCUUAAAAUAUAAUAGAUUUUAAAUUAUACAAAGCACUCAAUAUACUCAAGAAACUGUGGGCCAAAUAUAGUAAAACUUCGUUUUAGGUUUUUCUCUCUGACGCCAGGAUUUUUGUCAAGGACUUUGUAGCCUCAAAAAUAUAAUUUAUUCCAAAAAAUAUUUAAUAAAUGUUGAAUAACAAUAUGGGUACCAAGUGAAAGAGAAAAUUCUGUAGAAUUUAAAAAAUUUGAAUUUUUGGAUCACAAGGCCGACUAGGUAUUAAAAAUGCCUUUAUAAUUAAUUUUUCUUUUUUAAGCUAAUAAAGUAAGAAGGACGACUCGAAUUCUAGGAUGCAAUCGAGUGUAUAUUAGUCCUUAACAUAUAAUUUUUUCAAAAAUAAUGAUUCCAAAAUUUCCAGGAUAUUCAAGAAUAAAAUUUUUAUAAGACAUUUGGAAUACCUAAUCAGCCUUAUACAUUAAGAAAUUAAGAAAUUUACGACAUACAACAAUACGACACUUACAAUACCGUUGUGAAUCCCUCAUAUAUUUAAUACUUAUUCAGCUCCGCCCGAACUUAGACUUUUUUACUUGUUGUGUAUAAAAUGUACUGUCGCACGGUUUUAUGAUGGCAAAAUAGUACCGAUUUUUUUUUUUUUUUGUAUUAAAAGGUUUUAUUUCUAAACUAUAUG
Rhagoletis pomonella (apple maggot) is the source of this 2145-nucleotide messenger RNA. Its product is annotated as protein matrimony-like. The record is from RefSeq and is a predicted model, not a curated record. Gene Ontology annotation, molecular function: protein binding. Lineage: Eukaryota; Metazoa; Arthropoda; Insecta; Diptera; Tephritidae. Bases 405 to 1262 code for a protein of 285 amino acids. The transcript has a single exon.